This is a messenger RNA of Echinostoma caproni, 720 nucleotides long. The record is from the annotation of a GenBank genome assembly. NCBI's taxonomy places the organism in Eukaryota, Metazoa, Platyhelminthes, Trematoda, Plagiorchiida, Echinostomatidae.
AUGACCAAUCAAAAAACUGUUCACUGGGCUUAUCAUUGUCACCAGAACGCCACAGUCCCACUAAGCACAGAUGAAAUUUCUCAUCUUCUGAUGACACAUAAAGAUUCCUUUGUUGCUGAUCCGGUGCAGUCACUGACUAGAGCAAUUUUGUCCAACAAGACGACUGUGGUGGAAUCACUUCUUCGUGCUGGUACUCCAGUUUUCCCAGAUGAGACCGGUCGACAUCCUCUACAUAUCGCGUGUGGUAGAGGACAUCAGAGUGUGGUAGAACUUUUGCUCGCGCUCUCGGAUAUUGACCCCGAUCUGCCGGACAAGCUAGGCUAUUCUGUACUGUUCAAAGCGGCCGCUUCGGGCGAUUGUGAGCUGCUUCGUCUACUUCUCCGGUACGGGUCGGACGUGAACCGAACAGAUCAAUUGAAGAACAAUUCUCCACUGCACGAAGCUGCUCGUCGGGGUUUCUCUCGAUCGGUCAAAUUGCUUUGUGAAGCCGGUGCUAAUCCGUAUGCUCGCAACAAGGUGAGAUCUUUCCCUAUUUUUCCGGGAUUCUCUCAUUCUGUUACGUGUUGUGCUUUUGCCCAUACAUGUCGAACCUAUCCUCCAUGUAGUACUUUUGGCAGUCUUUUCACAAUCGUAUCUAAUAUCAUUGCCGUUUCGGAGAAUGUGGUUAAUAAUCGAUUGUUAGGUACCAUUACGAAAUUUAAUGAAACUCUUUUACUUUAA